Mus musculus (house mouse) is the source of this 1519-nucleotide messenger RNA. It is a transcript of the gene Bcas2, whose product is annotated as BCAS2 pre-mRNA processing factor. NCBI's taxonomy places the organism in Eukaryota, Metazoa, Chordata, Mammalia, Rodentia, Muridae. Bases 355 to 837 code for a protein of 160 amino acids. Gene Ontology annotation, cellular component: U2-type catalytic step 1 spliceosome; post-spliceosomal complex; spliceosomal complex. The record is from RefSeq and is marked validated. Gene Ontology annotation, biological process: mRNA processing; mRNA splicing, via spliceosome. The transcript has 7 exons.
CCGAAUCGAAGCCCCAAAGGCAGCGGCGUGUGUGACGUCAUUCCAGGCGCAGGCGCAGUGGAAUUAGAACCGAGGCUGCGCAGACUCAGAAGGCGCUCUUGAAGCCUAGUGCCGCGCGAUGGCGGGCACGGGCUUGGUAGCCGGAGAGGUGGUGGUAGAUGCGCUACCAUAUUUUGACCAAGGCUAUGAGGCACCCGGCGUGCGGGAAGCGGCGGCGGCCCUGGUGGAGGAGGAGACGCGCAGAUACCGACCUACCAAGAACUACCUGAGCUACCUGACGGCCCCGGAUUAUUCUGCCUUUGAACAUGAUUCUGUUACUAAUUCUUUGUGGUGUUUGUGCAUCAGACAGACAUAAUGAGAAAUGAAUUUGAAAGACUCGCUGCUCGACAACCGAUUGAAUUACUCAGCAUGAAACGAUAUGAACUUCCAGCCCCUUCCUCAGGUCAAAAAAAUGACAUUACUGCAUGGCAAGAAUGUGUAAACAAUUCUAUGGCUCAGUUGGAGCACCAGGCGGUCCGGAUCGAGAAUCUGGAGCUGAUGUCACAGCAUGGAUGCAAUGCCUGGAAGGUGUACAAUGAAAAUCUUGUUCAUAUGAUUGAACAUGCACAGAAAGAGCUUCAGAAGUUAAGGAAACAUAUUCAAGAUUUGAACUGGCAGCGAAAGAACAUGCAGCUUACAGCUGGAUCUAAGCUGAGAGAAAUGGAGUCAAACUGGGUGUCGCUGGUGAGUAAGAACUAUGAGAUUGAGCGGACGAUUGUCCAGCUGGAGAACGAGAUCUAUCAGAUCAAGCAGCAGCACGGGGAGGCCAACAAGGAAAACAUCCGCCAAGACUUCUAAUGACUCAGGCGACGUGGGCUCCGCAGACUCAGCGGGGACUUUCUCGGAGCGACUGUGGUGGUUACAUGGUUAGAGACCAUGGACUAUGUAAACUGUUGUAUUGCUUCUGUGUGAGUGUCUUAGCAAAAUAAAGUUGUCAACAUGUUGCUGUUUUUAUGCUAUAAAAACCUGGUUUUCAGAAUGAGUAUGACUUUAGAAUAAUUUUGACAUAUUUUGUAGCAGAAUUUUUUUUUUAAGGCUUCAAAUUUUGUAAUGAAGCUCCUUUAUUUUUAAGGCAUCCAACAUGUUCUGGAAGCUGGAAACCUUGAAUUUGUGUUUUUUGUUGAAUAAAGUUACAGUUCUAAGCAUUUUUAUGUGUGGCUAUAGUGAACUUUAUUGAUGGUAUUCAAAAGAAUGAGGCUCCCUUCUAGGGAUCUAUGAUAGAAAUAGGUGUAGUGAGAAUUGUGGAAUUUUGGAUUCUUUUUUAAAAAUGCAGAAAUAUAAGAAUAUGUUUUGGGCUGGUGAGAUGGCUCAGCGGGUAAGAGCACCCGACUGCUCUUCCGAAGGUCCGGAGUUCAAAUCCCAGCAACCACAUAGUGGCUCACAACCACCCGUAAUGAGAUCUGAUUCCCUCUUCUGGAGUGUCUGAAGACAGCUACAGUGUACUUACAUAUAAUAAAUAAAUAAAUCUUAAAAAAAAAAA